Molecule: messenger RNA, 518 nt
Organism: Guillardia theta CCMP2712
Lineage: Eukaryota; Cryptophyceae; Pyrenomonadales; Geminigeraceae
Exons: 4
Coding region: 82-504 (140 amino acids)
Source: RefSeq, a predicted model, not a curated record
GAGCAGAAAAUUUUCUGAACAUCGACCUCGUUCUAUCGCGUUGUUUUGUCUUCAAUGUGCGUUGAAUCGUCAGUAUUUGGGAUGAAGCUCUUCAAGUUGUCAGCGUUCUCUAUUCUUUUCUUGCUCAUGGUGUGUACAAACGCCAUGGUAGUUAGCGGAACAGGCAUGGGCCUGUACUCCUCAACAGAGGUACCUCGGAUGGCGGAUGUGAAUUCACCUUCAGUAACCGGAGCGAAGCUGGAUAACAGAUCGCCUACUCCAGAGCAGGCCACAACGCAGAAGCCCAGACGAGGAGGCGGUCUCAAGCGAUCAGUUUCUUAUUCUUCCAUGCCCAUCAGCGGUGAAGGGAAGGUUUACGAACCCAUGGUUGGAUCAAAGCCCCAAUCGAGCUUGAGCAAGGGGGAUGGCUUGGCCGCACAGGAUCGUUCUAUGGACGACAAGUCCCUGGCCAGCCACAGCUUACACAAAUCCGAUAGCAAGUUAACACUAAGAGAAGCUAGAUAAAGGAAGCUAACAUU